Molecule: messenger RNA, 3520 nt
Organism: Manis pentadactyla (Chinese pangolin)
Lineage: Eukaryota; Metazoa; Chordata; Mammalia; Pholidota; Manidae
Gene: MCM2
Product: minichromosome maintenance complex component 2
Exons: 16
Coding region: 129-2846 (905 amino acids)
Biological process (GO): mitotic DNA replication initiation; double-strand break repair via break-induced replication; DNA replication
Cellular component (GO): nucleus; MCM complex
Molecular function (GO): single-stranded DNA binding; single-stranded DNA helicase activity; ATP binding
Source: RefSeq, a predicted model, not a curated record
CACACUAGACGCUUACGUCAUGGCGCCAUGUUCUUUCCUGCGCUUCCCGGGUUUACGCAGGUCACGUGAACCACUUUUCGCGCGAAAACUGCUUGCUCUGGAGGAGCGGAGAGGCGCACGGCGCUGCGAUGGCGGAUUCAUCUGAGUCCUUCACCGGUGCAUCCAGCCCGGCCCAGCGUCGGCGGAGCAAUGAUCCUCUCGCCUCCAGCCCUGGGCAGAACUCACGACGCACAGAUGCCCUGACCUCCAGCCCUGGUCGUGACCUCCCGCCAUUUGAGGAUGAGUCCGAGGGGCUACUAGGCACAGAGGGGCCCCUGGAGGAAGAGGAAGAGGAUGGAGAGGAGCUUAUCGGAGAUGGCAUGGAGAGGGACUACCGUGCCAUCCCAGAGCUGGACACCUACGAGGCCGAGGGACUGGCCCUGGACGAUGAAGAUGUCGAGGAACUGACGGCCAGUCAGAGGGAAGCGGCGGAGAGAGUCAUGCGGCAGCGGGACCGGGAGGCUGGCCGGGGCCUGGGCCGCAUGCGCCCCGGGCUCCUGUACGACAGCGACGAGGAGGACGAGGGGCGCCCUGCCCGGAAGCGCCGCCAGGUGGAGCGGGCCACCGAGGACGGCGAGGAGGACGAGGAGAUGAUCGAGAGCAUCGAGAACCUGGAGGACCUCAAGGGCCAUUCGGUGCGCGAGUGGGUGAGCAUGGCGGGCCCCCGGCUGGAGAUUCACCACCGCUUCAAGAGCUUCCUGCGCACCCACGUGGAUGGCCACGGCCACAACGUUUUCAAGGAGCGCAUCAGCGACAUGUGCAAAGAGAACCGGGAGAGCCUGGUGGUGAACUACGAGGACCUGGCGGCCAGGGAGCAUGUCCUGGCCUACUUCCUGCCAGAGGCACCGGCCGAGCUGCUUCAGAUCUUCGAUGAGGCUGCCCUGGAGGUCGUGCUGGCCAUGUAUCCCAAGUACGACCGCAUCACUGACCACAUCCACGUGCGCAUCUCGCACCUGCCCCUGGUGGAGGAGCUGCGCUCGCUGAGGCAGCUGCAUCUGAACCAGCUGAUCCGCACCAGUGGGGUGGUGACCAGCUGCACGGGCGUCCUGCCGCAGCUCAGCCUGGUCAAAUACAACUGCAACAAAUGUAGCUUCGUGCUGGGGCCUUUCUGUCAGUCCCAGAAUCAGGAGGUGAAGCCGGGCUCCUGCCCCGAGUGCCAGUCAGCUGGCCCCUUCGAAGUCAACAUGGAAGAGACCGUCUAUCAGAACUACCAGCGCAUCCGAAUCCAGGAGAGUCCCGGCAAAGUGGCGGCCGGCCGGCUGCCCCGCUCCAAGGAUGCUAUUCUCCUCGCCGACCUGGUGGACAGCUGCAAGCCAGGAGAUGAGAUAGAGCUGACCGGCAUCUACCACAACAACUAUGAUGGCUCCCUCAACACUGCCAAUGGCUUCCCCAUCUUUGCCACCGUCAUCCUAGCCAACCACGUGGCCAAGAAGGACAACAAGGUGGCCGUGGGGGAGCUGACCGACGAGGACGUGAAGAUGAUCACCAGCCUCUCCAAAGACCAGCAGAUCGGCGAGAAGAUCUUUGCCAGUAUUGCACCUUCCAUCUACGGGCACGAAGGCAUCAAGAGAGGCCUGGCACUGGCUCUGUUUGGAGGGGAGCCCAAAAACCCAGGUGGCAAGCACAAGGUGCGAGGGGACAUCAAUGUGCUCUUGUGUGGCGAUCCGGGCACGGCCAAGUCUCAGUUCCUCAAGUACAUCGAGAAGGUGUCCAGCCGCGCCAUCUUCACCACCGGCCAGGGGGCGUCCGCGGUGGGCCUCACGGCAUACGUCCAGCGGCACCCUGUGAGCAGGGAGUGGACCUUAGAGGCUGGAGCCCUGGUUCUGGCCGACCGAGGGGUGUGUCUCAUCGAUGAGUUUGACAAGAUGAAUGACCAGGACAGAACCAGCAUCCACGAGGCCAUGGAGCAGCAGAGCAUCUCCAUCUCCAAGGCCGGCAUCGUUACCUCCCUGCAGGCUCGCUGCACUGUCAUCGCCGCCGCCAACCCCAUAGGAGGCCGCUAUGACCCCUCGCUCACCUUCUCAGAAAACGUAGACCUCACAGAGCCCAUCAUUUCCCGCUUCGACAUCCUGUGUGUGGUGAGGGACACGGUGGACCCAGUCCAGGACGAGAUGCUGGCCCGUUUUGUGGUUGGCAGCCACAUCAGACACCACCCCAGCAACCAGGAGGAGGGGGCGCCGGGCCGCAGAGGAGCCCCGGAGCCUGCCAUGCCCAACACGUAUGGUGUGGAACCCCUGCCACAGGAAGUGCUGAAGAAGUAUGUCAUCUAUGCCAAGGAGAAGGUCCACCCCAAGCUCAACCAGAUGGACCAGGACAAGGUGGCCAAGAUGUAUAGUGACCUGAGGAAAGAGUCCAUGGCAACAGGCAGCAUCCCCAUCACGGUGCGGCACAUCGAGUCCAUGAUCCGCAUGGCGGAGGCCCACGCGCGAAUCCACCUGCGUGACUAUGUGAUAGAAGACGACGUCAACAUGGCCAUCCGCGUGAUGCUGGAGAGCUUCAUCGACACGCAGAAGUUCAGCGUCAUGCGCAGCAUGCGGAAGACGUUCGCCCGCUACCUUUCCUUCCGGCGUGAUAACAAUGAGCUGCUGCUCUUCAUCUUGAAGCAGUUAGUGGCAGAGCAGGUGACAUACCAACGUAACCGCUUUGGGGCCCAGCAGGACACCAUCGAAGUUCCUGAGAAGGACUUGGUGGACAAGGCUCGUCAGAUCAACAUCCACAACCUCUCUGCCUUUUACGACAGCGAGCUCUUCAGGAUGAACAAGUUCAGCCACGACUUGAGGCGGAAAAUGAUCCUGCAGCAGUUCUGAGGCCGGGCCGGCCAGUCCCAGUAGCUCGCCGGGAUUCCAGCUGGGGAGUCAGAUGCUGUUCUAGCUUCAGGGACGCAAAAUGGAACCGCUGAGGCACGCCAAGUGUGCAGCCAGGGCUCGCAUCUGAACCAUCUGGCUUGCCCCACGGUGUCCUGGCUGCGGCUGGGGCCGGGAGUGGUGGUGUUCAUUUCCUUGGCUCCACUUUGAGCAUCUCGCACCACCAUGUUGGGUGGGCCCACUUUGCUGGUGUUUCUCUUUUGGCAGCCGCCACCUGUGGGAUGCUUGUCCCCUCUUCUUCCUGGGGUUGGCAUCCCGUGUUGAGGAUACCCAGUCUGUUUAGGUAACCAAGCACAUAAGGGUGUUGGGAGAACUGUUGCCCUCUUGGUGUGACUUUGUGUGUUGCCUGCUUCUGCCGCUUCGGCGGAAGAACAAGGUCAGGGUAUUUGGAGUGUUUCUGAGCUCUGUCCUGCAGGUUUCUCUAGGCUCUGUGAGUAAACGCCUGGGCGGAAGGGAGCGCAGCCUGUCCACACAGCCCCGUUGUCCCCUAGUGGGACCAUCCAUCACCAUUACUGUUAGUCUGCUCUCUCCUACCUGACCGAUUCCCCAUUCUCAUUGUUCAUACAUUCAAUUUUUGUUGUGGUUUUAAUUUUUAAUAAAAUGAAGUCAAAUCUCAA